Messenger RNA from Penicillium hordei, 1206 nucleotides. Its product is annotated as casein kinase II subunit beta. Gene Ontology annotation, molecular function: protein kinase regulator activity. The transcript has 2 exons. Lineage: Eukaryota; Fungi; Ascomycota; Eurotiomycetes; Eurotiales; Aspergillaceae. Bases 1 to 1206 code for a protein of 401 amino acids. The record is from RefSeq and is a predicted model, not a curated record. Gene Ontology annotation, cellular component: protein kinase CK2 complex; cytoplasm.
AUGGAGCCCGAUGUGACCCGUUGGGUUCUCUGGUACUGGCUAGUGUUCUUGGCCGCAUCAGCAGGUGCAUUGUUUCAACGCGCCGCUGAUUUCUCACGCAAUGACGAUAUGGAGACUUGCUUCCUAUGUAUCUGUACUGCCAUUAUGUGUCUCAUGUACUUUGUGCGCAUGCUCCCCCUUUACGUCCAGCUACGCCUGGAUCUCCUUGUUCAUGAUCGCAAUGGUCCCAAUGACCGUGAUGACCCCAACGGGCACCCUGGGCCGGAUUCUAGCGCCGAGGAGCGCGGACGGCAAUCCAAUGGUCAUUCUUCGCAACUUUCACGCCGUGGCACUGGGGGUGGCGGGUCCUCAACGUCCUCUCGUUAUUCUGCUACUACCUACCCUCCCAGUUCUGGUCGAUACCGUGACGCACUCUUGAUUACGAUCGUGCUAAUGACAACCAUGUGUUCCCAGUUCGUCUCUUCUCGCGGCAAUGAAUACUUCUGCGAAAUUGACGAGGACUACCUGACGGACCGCUUUAACCUCACUGGGUUGAACACCGAGGUUUCUUACUACCAAUACGCCCUUGAUCUUGUCACCGAUGUUUUCGAUCUUGACGCCGACGAUGAUCUGCGUGAGCAAAUCGAAAAGUCUGCCCGUCAUCUCUAUGGAUUGGUUCACGCCCGGUAUAUCGUUACCACUCGUGGUCUUGCCAAAAUGCUCGAGAAGUACAAGAAGAGCGACUUUGGGAAGUGCCCACGUGUGAUGUGCGAUGGACAUGCGUUACUUCCUUUGGGCGAGUCCGAUCUUCCGAAUGUCAGCACCGUCAAGUUGUACUGCCCCAAGUGCGAAGAUAUUUACAACCCCAAAUCCUCCCGUCACUCAUCCAUCGAUGGAGCAUACUUCGGUACUUCAUUCCACUCGAUUCUUUUCCAGGUCUACCCAGCGUUGAACCCUGAGAAGAGCAGCCGUCGCUAUGAACCCCGUAUCUUCGGUUUCAAGGUGCACUCCGCAGCUGCCCUUGCCCGUUACCAGGACAAUCAGCGUGAGGAUCUCAAGUGGCGCCUCGCUGAAGCCGACAUCACUCACCGCUUCAUCGAAGACAGCGAGAGUGACGAUGACGCGUUUGAAUACGAUGAGGACUACGCCGAGGGUCCCGCGGAGCCAGCUAAGAACGACAAGCUCCUCGGUGACGCAGCUUCGGCUCGCAUGAACGUCGCCAAGUAA